AUGGGCGUGUCUACAAGUAACGUGACCACUGAACAAUCAAAUGGUCAGGAGCAAUAUAAUACAUCUAAUGGUUUAACUCUGACGUCACAUGCGCAAUUUACGUCAUACAGACACGACCAGCCACUUCCAGACUAUAACAGUGCUCCUAACGAGCGAGAAAAUUCACUUCCUACCUAUGGAGAACUUUAUCCCGAGGAAGAAUACAUCGAUGAGGGAACAGAAAGGGAUUCCGCUACUGCCGACAACCUGCCGGAUGAGAACGGAUAUAACGGGCUGGAUAACGUGGCACAUUCUACAUGCUUUAGUCAGAGACAAUCUUCUCGUAUACACGUAGAGAGAGACGAGGGUGAGGGAUGUAUAGAGACGAUCCCAGUACAAUCACAGGUUGAUGAUUCAAACAACGUCAAUCAACGGGGAGCAUUAGAGGAGGUUCCGUCCAAUACCGAGGGCGAGAUUGGAAAACGUUACAAGUGUGUUGCCAAACGAAUGUCGAAAACGAAAAAACACAGGAAGGUGUUUGAUAGUGAGAUUGAUAACCUGCGGAUUAUCCCACAAGAUUACCCGCCACCACGUCCCUCUAACACCCGUAAGGCAGAUAUAGCUACAUCAGACCUGUAUACCGACCCCGAUUGCAAGGCUGAACUUGUAACACCAGAAUCGGUGGAGACAGUAGAAAUCCUAUUAGAUGAGCUAACUGGAGAGUUCCAAAAGGAGGUACAAAGAGUACGAGCAAUCCUGAUGUGGAUCUGGUACCACAGGAGUUAUGACCUGACCUUCAGACCAGACAAGUGCUCCCCAAUGGGGUAUCUGAAGCGACUACACUCUGGCAGUAUUUCUUACUCCGAAUUGUUUACAUUCUUAUGCAGAAAGGCCAACAUUCCAUGUGUACUGGUGGAUGGACUAGCUAAGGGUAAACAGUACGAAGUAGGGAAGGAGAGCCUGACUAACCUGACCAACACAUGGACAGCGGUUUAUGUAACCGGUGGCUGGAGGCUCGUGUUUCCAUUAUGGACACUUUCAAAUGAAGCAGAUAUAGGAGAGAAUUCUACUGAAGUAAUGGACACUGAUAGCUUCGUGAAUGAAUUCUUCUUUCUCACGGACCCAGAUGAGUUUAUCUUCAGGUGUUUUCCUUUUAAAACCGAUUGGCAGCUUCUCCAAUAUCCUUAUUCCAAAGAGCAAUUCAAAAGACUUCCAUAUGUCAGCUCACAUUAUUUCGAAAGUUAUAUUCAACUACCAGCAUCCCAAGACGGUACUGUACAGGCCAGUCGUGGCUAUUAUAAAAUUAACCUCACUCUGAAACAGGGACGGGAAGAAGAUGCUAAACUUUCCUCAGUCAUGACAUUUGACAGAGACGUGUCGAAUGAAGAUCUCCCCGCAAACAUUGAUCUCAACAGAUAUGUUGCCAUUAUACACAGUAAUAAAACUCGGAGAGUGAACGUAAGGUUACCAUGUAAUGGUGUUUUUAGACUAAAAGUAUCCGACUCCAAACGAGGCUGGCUUUGUUCAGUCCGCAUUGUUUCCCAGAAGUCAACAGUAAUAAGGAAUGGCUUUCCAGAACACCCAGUGCUAGACUUUGGACCGUGCAUCAGCACUUUGGAUGCUGGACUCGUUCCUAACUCUCAUAUAAGCGGGAUUAUCAAAACAAACGUGAAUCAAGAGUUAAUUGUGACCUUUGACAUAACAGAAGAAAUUUUAGUUAAGACGCAACUGUUCGACAGUAAAAAGGAGGUCAGUCAAUAUGUCACACAUAACAUAUAUGACAACGAACUGAUUAUACGAGUAAAAGUACCGAUGAGUGGGGAGUAUGCUUUAGUUAUCCACUGUCAACCCAAUCAUUUAAAUAAACCAUACACCGUGGCCUGUAAUUAUCUCCUUACUACAGAGAAUGUACAAACUCGGUUCCGGGAGAACCCUGUCAAGAGGAAAGCGAGAGAAAGGCUUGUGUUUGUCACAAAGAAAACCAAUAACCCCGAAGUACUUCAACAAGUAUUGAAUGCCUUUCAGUUGCUGAACAUGACUGAUAAAGGGGAGCUUGAUCGAGCUACUGAAAAAUUAAACUUUCUCAGAAUCAAACAAGAGUUAACAGAGGGUAUGAAGCGCAAGAAUAAACAGAUCCUUCUAAAUGCCAUCGUUAAAGCAAAAGAGUGUAAAAGCCACCAAGAAGAACUGUUACCUAGUGUCACAGAAGCUGAAGCCUGUCUAAGCGGUCUGUCGGCACCUUCGCUCCGACACAGCGUACUUAGCAUGGGACGCCAGACUGUGUCUGAAAUAUCUGGGUACAAGAAACCAAGGCCUCUUGUCCACGACAUCAUGAAGGCUACCAUGAUAUUAUUAGGAGAAUCUAUCUCAGAUGUAGAGCAUUGGCAGAAUAUCCAGAAAUAUAUGAAGAGGUCAGGCAAAAACGGAUUUUUGAACAAAAUCAAAAGGUUUGAGAUUAGUGGAGUAACAGUGGAAAGAGCAGAGACUGCAUACCAGAUGAUAAUUCAGUAUGAUCAAGUGUCGGCGAUUAGUGGAGGAAGUGCCGGGGUAGGGACAUUCUAUGUGUGGGUAACAGAUGUGACGGAACGUGUUCUCGGAAUAGGCAGCUCUAAAUGCCUUUAG
Messenger RNA from Ylistrum balloti, 2601 nucleotides. RefSeq names its product lim and transglutaminase domain protein ltd-1-like. The transcript has 10 exons. NCBI's taxonomy places the organism in Eukaryota, Metazoa, Mollusca, Bivalvia, Pectinida, Pectinidae. The record is from RefSeq and is a predicted model, not a curated record. The coding region runs from base 1 to 2601 and encodes 866 amino acids.